This is a messenger RNA of Pecten maximus, 1757 nucleotides long. Its product is annotated as vacuolar protein sorting-associated protein 52 homolog. NCBI's taxonomy places the organism in Eukaryota, Metazoa, Mollusca, Bivalvia, Pectinida, Pectinidae. The record is from RefSeq and is a predicted model, not a curated record. Gene Ontology annotation, cellular component: GARP complex. The annotation marks the transcript as partial. Gene Ontology annotation, molecular function: syntaxin binding. Gene Ontology annotation, biological process: Golgi to vacuole transport; retrograde transport, endosome to Golgi; endocytic recycling. The transcript has 16 exons.
GAUUUUGUAAGAAUUCUUGAUCUGGAAAACGUUUGCACCGCUUGAAGACAAGACUUUGACGUAAAAUUGAUUCAGAUGCAGACGGUGACAUGGCGUCAACUGCUGACGAUCGAGAGCAGAGUAUGGAGGUCGCUGACACUAUCCAGCUGAACCUUGGUGAGCUGGACCUAACUUCAGAAGAUUUUUGGUUGGAGGAAGCUGAUGUACAUAUCCAACGCAAUCUAGAGGAUGACAUUGUUAAAGAAGCCCUCAACACGGGAGUUGACUUACGACAAUACUCUAAACAAGUGGAGAAGGAACUGCUGGAUGUCGAAAAUGCUUCCAUACAGGACUACAUUAAGGAGAGCCAGAACAUCGCUAGUCUCCACAAACAGAUUGCUGCCUGUGACACCAUUUUGGAGAGAAUGGAACAGAUGCUGAAUGGUUUCCAGGGUGACCUCAGCAGCAUCAGCAGUGAGAUUCAGACUUUACAGGAGCAGUCUGUCACAAUGAAUGUCAAAUUAAAAAACAGACAGGCUGUGAGGGGUGAACUCAGUCAGUUUGUGGACGAGAUGGUUAUACCAGAAACAAUGAUCAACCACAUCCUUGAUACACAAGUAACAGAGAGAGAAUUCCUCGAACACCUCCAUGAAUUGAACCACAAAAUUAAUUUUGUCAAGGAACAAUCCUUCCGAGAUGCCAAAUCUUGUUUUGAUGUCCGUGAUAUUCUAGAAAAAUUGAAAAUAAAGGCUAUAGCGAAAAUCAGAGAGUUCCUUAUGCAGAAGAUAUACUCCUUCCGCAAGCCUAUGAGCAACUAUACCAUUCCACAAAACGCAAUGCUGAAGUUUAGGUUUUUUAAUGAAUUCCUGAUGGCUAAUGAGAGGCAUGUUGCCAAAGAGGUGAGGGAUGAGUACAUCGAUACCAUGGGGAAAAUGUACUACUCCUACUUCAAAGGCUACCUCAGCAGACUGAUGAAACUACAGUUUGAAGAGGUAGCAGAGCGAGAGGACUUGAUGGGAGUAGAAGAUACUGCCAGGAGAAGCUUUUUCUCUACAAAACCAACCUUAAAAAACAGGUCAACAGUGUUUACCGUAGGCAACCGUGGCAAUAUCCUGGGAACAGACCUGGAAGGGCCAAUCAUUGUUCCUCAUGCAGCUCAAAAAUCUGACACAAAGUACAACUUUGAGUGUCUGUUCCGUAGUGUACACUUCGCCCUGAUGGACAACUGUUGUCGAGAAUACCUCUUCCUCGUCGACUUCUACAUGGCAUCUGGUUCUGCCUCUAUAGAUCUCUUUAAUUCUAUAAUCGGCAAAACUCUCACUCUCUACCUGAAACAAAUGGAGGACUACAUCAAUGACUGCUAUGACUCCAUUGCCAUUUUCCUCUCCAUCCACAUUGUUUAUCGAUUCCAUUCCAUCAUGCAGAAGAGAUCGGUGCCAGCAUUAGACAGGUACUGGGAGGCACUACAACAGAUGAUGUGGCCUCGAUUUGAGUAUAUCCUCGACCUCAACAUACAGAGUGUCCGCGACUGUGAUCCACAGAAGUUUGGCCACAUUGACAACCGACCACACUAUAUUACACGUCGUUAUGCAGAAUUCUCAGCAGCAAUUGUGGGAAUCAACCAAUCAUUUCCGAAUGAGCGGGUCCAGCGUGUCCUGGAGCAGCUUCAAACUGAGGUUGAGAACUUCAUCCUUAAAAUGGCUGCUGAAUUUCCUCACCGCAAAGAACAACUAAUCUUUCUCAUCAACAACUAUGAUAUGAUGUUGGGGGUCAUCAUG